Messenger RNA from Eruca vesicaria subsp. sativa (arugula), 1103 nucleotides. Lineage: Eukaryota; Viridiplantae; Streptophyta; Magnoliopsida; Brassicales; Brassicaceae. The record is from the annotation of a GenBank genome assembly.
ACCAUAUAUCACUGCACUCUACACACAACACUUUUGCUCACAACUAAUUGACCCAAAAGAAAAUAAAAUUAUCAGUUUAGUCCCCAAGAAAUCAAGAAUCAUGCUAAAGAUGGAGAUUAGUGGUGGCACUUCGGCUGCUACACCUACAGCCACCCCCGUGGCUAUCGCAGCCGUGAAAGAAACCACCACUCCCGCCAACUCCCCUUCUCCCACUUCUUCACCUCCUCGGCCGCCCCUUUCGCCGCAGCAGCCGCCACAGUCGCCGGUGGUGCUAAGCCCUUGUGCGGCUUGCAAGAUUUUGCGGCGGAGGUGCGCUGAGAAAUGUGUUUUGGCGCCGUAUUUUCCUCCGACAGAUCCGGCGAAGUUCACUAUAGCCCACCGUGUCUUCGGAGCUAGCAACAUUAUUAAGUUCUUGCAGGAACUUCCGGAAUCUCAAAGAACAGAUGCGGUUAAUAGCAUGGUUUAUGAAGCAGGAGCUAGGAUGAGAGAUCCGGUUUACGGUUGUGCGGGUGCGAUAUACCAUUUGCAGAGACAAGUGAGUGAACUUCAAGCACAACUUGCGAAAACUCAAGUAGAGCUAGUGAGCAUGCAACUCCAAAGGUCAGAUCUACUGGAAUUGUUAUAUAAAAUGGAACAAACAAAGUUAGCAGCACAAGAGCAAGGACAACAAAAUAUGUCCUUUGAGAGUUCAUUUGAAAGUGGUGACGAGUUCAUUAGUAGCUCCGACGAAGUGACCAAUGAUUUGGGAUUCCUUGAGGACAACAACAACAAUAAUUCAUCAAUGUCGUGGUGGGAUCCUCUUUGGACAUGAUCAUAACUUAUGGUAUUAUUAAUUCACUUUAAAGCGCUUUAGUGGUUACUUCCAUAUGCAUAUUAAAGACCUAGGAUAUGAUAUAUGGGACUUUAUUUUUAUAUAUUUUUUGCUAAGUCAACCAAUCAUAAUAUAAGCACGUAACAAAACUGCUUAAAAUUUAUCGAACAUGUUACGUGUUAGUAUUAUGUAGGGAUAUAAAAAGGUUGAGGUUGUAUUAAGAUUCUAAAAAUCUUCUCCUAACGCUAAUGAAGGAGUUAAUUGAGAUGCAUUUAAAUUUUAUGGCUAUACU